CAAUAAUCAGCUGUUUUCGCUAAUACGUGUUUGUUUGUUGUUUAUUGUUUUACCCAUACCGUGUCUUUUCACCAGCGUCGCACAUUUCGAACGUUUUACAUUCGGAAUGGUGACAGUAUCCCGUACUCCUUAAGUGAACAUUCUCUUUCUCUCUGUCUCUCUCUCACCUUACAAAUCAACCUACAUCCGAAACAUCAUGGCCUUACUUCCACCGGAUCCGGUGUUUUGCCUGCGCUCGCCGGAAGCCUGCUCCUACUACUCGCUCUGCUUCCACACCCCGGAGCACCUGUACGCCGGCACGGACAAAGGAACCGUCCAGCUGUGGGAGCUAAAUACGAACCGCACGUCCUACCAGCUCACCGUCGGCUCUAGCCCGCUCCUGAACCUCGCCCACACCUCCGACGCACUGAUCACGCAGGAAAAGGACGGCACGGUCAAGCUGUGGGCGCUGGCCGAUGCCGAGUACCUGUUGCGCCACGAAAUCUCCACCGAGCACGUCGGCUUCUGCCGGCUGGCGUACGACGCCCGCACGAGCACUGUGAUAGUACCGCGCGACCGGGCCGCCAUCAGUGUCCUGUGCGGCAAAACGUUCAGCGAAACGAUGCGCCUCACACCGACGGCCGAAGACGAGAAGGCGCUGCCGUACGGUACCGUCAUGUGCUUCCUGCCGGUGGAGCUACAAUCCCAGCGCUAUCUGCUGGCCGGGUACGAGUCCGGGGCGCUGGUACUGUGGGACUGCCGGACCGGCCGGCCGGUCUCCUCCACCACGCACUACGUCACAGAGAACGCGGACUGCGUGCAAACGAUCGAUUACGAUCCCGUCACGAACCGGGGCGUGUGCGGCGGGUCCGCCGACAAGCUGUCCGUCUUUUCCAUCGAUCGCAACACGCACCAGCUGCUGCCGAAGAGCGACAUUGCGAUCAAGAAUGCCGGCGUGCACCGGGUACGCAUCCGGAAGGAUCUGAAGGUGUUCGCCAGUGCCGGGUGGGAUGGCCGGUUGCGCAUCUUCUCGUGGAAGAGCCUGCGGCCACUGGCCGUACUGACCGAGCACAAGGGCGAACUGCUGGACGUGGCGUACUCGGAGGCGAAGGUGACGAUGUGGAACGCGCCCGUCAUGGCGGCGGCCGGCAAGGACGGGCAGAUCUCGCUGUGGGAUCUGUACAAAUGAACCCGGGGAAAUCCGGAAAUUGAACAAAAAAACGAACACUAACUCAACACACUUUUACACACCCUUUCGCUUGCAAUAAUCAUCAAUGUUUCUCAUUUCCGUUGAAAUUGAAGCAAAAUUUCCAUCGCUUUUUUGUAUACAUUUAUAUUUUUGUGAAGGGCUGCGCCACUUAUGGAACUAGUUUAUACUACGAAUAAAAUUCUAUACAACACUAUUGGCAGAACGCA
This is a messenger RNA of Anopheles merus, 1395 nucleotides long. RefSeq names its product guanine nucleotide-binding protein subunit beta-like protein 1. NCBI's taxonomy places the organism in Eukaryota, Metazoa, Arthropoda, Insecta, Diptera, Culicidae. The coding region runs from base 197 to 1168 and encodes 323 amino acids. The transcript has 2 exons. The record is from RefSeq and is a predicted model, not a curated record. Gene Ontology annotation, molecular function: protein binding.